Molecule: messenger RNA, 1142 nt
Organism: Racocetra fulgida
Lineage: Eukaryota; Fungi; Glomeromycota; Glomeromycetes; Diversisporales; Gigasporaceae
Source: the annotation of a GenBank genome assembly
AUGGAAAAAUUCCAUAUUGCUAAAGAACAUUUAAUACCAGAAAACUUAGAAAAAUACAAUUUAACUUCUUCUGAAAUAGAAUUUCAGGAUGAAGCGAUUGAAGAGAUAAUAAAGAGUUAUGUUCGUGAAGCGGGAGUGCGAGAAUUAAACCGCAAAAUCCAAACCAUUAUCCGUAAAUUUGUCUUACAGAUGAUAGAAAAAAAAGUGAAAAAUUUGGUUGUCACUCCUGAGAAGUUGCCUAGUUAUUUGAAAAAAAAGAUUUACGAACCCACGACUAAAUUGAAACGGGCUAAAAAAGGAGUAGGUGGUGAUAUCUUGUUGAUUGAGGUUAGCCAUUCCCCCGGAAAAGGUGAAUUGCUUUUGACCGGUAAUUUAGGUGAUAUCAUGAAAGAAUCUGCUCAGGUGGCCUUGGCUUAUGUCAAAGCCAAUUGUUAUAAAUUUCAAAUCAAACCCGAAUUUUUUCGCCAGAAUGAUAUUAGCGUGCAUGUCUUGGAGGGAGCUACUCCCAAAGAAGGACCGAGUGCGGGGAUUGCUUUAACUUCGGCCAUUAUUUCGGAUAUCACUGGUCAAGUCAUCUCUCGUGAUUUAGGCAUGACCGGCGAAAUUACCUUACACGAAAAAGUUAUUGCGGCUCACCGCAGCAAAUUAAAGUCUGUUAUCAUUCCCAAGGCUAACCAAAAAGACAUUGAAGAUAUACCUGUUGAAACAAGACAAAAAAUUAAAAUUAUUCUAGUUGCUGAAUACGAUGAACUUGACCAACUAACGCCAGUUAUCAGUGCCCAAACCAUGCAUUAUCAUUAUGAGGUUUUGCAUAAAAAUUACGAGAUUAAACUCCUAGAAACAAUAGCGGGGGAGGGACUAGAAAGGGAAUUUCCUUCUUUGCGGGAAUUAAUGAUUAACUUAAAUAAGUUGCCUGCGGAAUUAAAAGAGGACGUGCGUUUUUUUGGGGGAGGAUUGAUUAACCACAACUUUUUCUUUACCCAACUGGCUAGGGCUCAGUCCGAAUCCGCAAAAGAAAAAAUUAAUCCUACUUUAUUAAAUUUUAUCCGGAAAAAAUUUUCUAGUCAACUAAUUUCAAAAAAACUAGUGGUUCCUCCCGAUAAGGCUAAGGGAGCCGGAAAAUGCUUGGGUGGAAAUAAAAA